Molecule: messenger RNA, 1725 nt
Organism: Parasteatoda tepidariorum (common house spider)
Lineage: Eukaryota; Metazoa; Arthropoda; Arachnida; Araneae; Theridiidae
Source: RefSeq, a predicted model, not a curated record
UAAGAAUAACUUUAAAAACAUCACCCUCAAUCCCUUAAUCCCUUCAUUAUUUUUAAAUUAGAAGUAACUUUAGUAGUCUAAGUGGGAGGAAAAACGGGAUAUCUUCUAAGAAUGAAUUAAAAACUUUAUUCUGCUUUAUUUUAACGCGAAUGAUCGUUCCAGAAGCCAACGACGUUGCAAAAUCAUCCUUAAAACAUGUUGAUUAGAUUUACCCUCUUCACUAUUGUGGUUUUCCUGGCAUGCUGGUUCUCACUUCCUGAUUCUACAAUCGCUCAUAAACACCACAACAAUCAUCAGUUGGAGACCUUACUCACAGCAGGAGUCUUGGCCAAAGUUCUUCAAAAGAAAGGUGGUGGCCAUCACCAUCAUCCUAUCUUCAUCCCCGUCCCUGUACCAGUACAUCAUGAAGAACAUCACCAUAAAGGGCACCAUCACCACCAUGGGACGCAUCUGAUGCCAGUAAUGGCUUAUGGAGGACAUCCAAUGACUUCUGGAAGAUACCCAAUGGAAUCUGGUCAUAGUGCGUCGCUCUAUAAUCCAAUGGGAGUCGGGCAGUCUGGUCAACAGUACAAUCCAAUGGGACAUGACGCUCCAUUAGGUCGUGACUUUGAACCAAAACACAGUGUUCAAAUAAUUAAUAUAGGAGGAGGAAAAAAUUAAUUGUUAAACUUUUAACAUUCCUGUUAGUCAAUGUACCUCCCUCAUUUCCCUUUCCUCCCUUCAUUCCAUUUCCAGCUAAUUAUUAAUUUAAAUCUCACCUUAGAAUUCCAAAUUUCUGCAACGGAAAAGUAGAUUUAAAACUUUAAUCGUAAAUAAUACUUUUUCAAGAGAAUUUUUUCUUAAAAUUCGAAACAAAACUGUUUAUAUUUGAAUAAAUUUAGGAACCUAACUACAAAUUCGAAAUAAUUUGAAAAUUUAAAACAUUUCCGAAUAUGCAAUAUGAAGAAAACAAUCAGUAAAAAUCACUGUAUAAAAUUUCCAUAGAUUUACCUUUGAAAAAGUUUAAGGUGAUUUUGGUUACAAUUUCGCAAUAAAUUUAAAAAUAAAAUUUUCUAUCAUCCAUUUGAUAAAGUUUUCUCUUUCUUAUUAUUCUUUUUUACUCCAUUCCAUCUUAUUCUUCAGGAAAAUAUAAAAAGACCCUUUAUUACAAAACUUAACUGAGUCUUAGUUGUAUGUUUUUACAUGCCACGUCUUUACUGACAUGUCUUCAGACGCCUCUGGCAAAGGUGACUACCUUCCUUGUUCCUGGUUUUACGAAUCUUAAUUUUUUUUAACAACAGAGUUAUAUUUAAAUAUAAUUCAAUUCAAUUUAAAUUUAAAAAAACGUUUGGUUGUAAAUUAAAUACACAUGAUACUGACUAACUAUUUCAUAACUCUAAAAUUAUUUCAAAAUAAUACUUCUCACUAAAAAGAUAAUUGUAAACAAAAUGAACAUUAGAAAUGAAGGUCAAAUAUGAAUUGAGGGCCAAAUCUAUUUUUUUUUUCAUUUUGAGAUAUAGAAAUGUUCUUAAAGCCUAAUAAUUGUACUGUUUUUUGCAGUUUUUGAAAGAACUAUGUUAUGUAUAUAUUGUAAAUAAUUUCAAAGGCUAAUUUAUAAUUUAUGUAGAGUCAGUUGUUGCUCAAUAAUUUUUCAUAAACAUUACGCUUGUUCACUUUCCAUUCACCUGAUCAUUAUUUUAUUAUAUAAUUUAUGUAAAAGAAAAUAAUGUAAAUAAAAUAAAUAUA